UGUAGUGGUCAAUCAAGAUCCAAAUAAAAUUUUAACAAAUGGAUACGUGACCAAGUCCAUUAAUAUAAUUUGUGCCUUCAGCUAAAAUGUGAUAAUUUUUUGCCAGCAAUGUUUAGAAAAAAUAAAGAAUAUAAAGCUAAAUUGGAACAUAAACUUUAUUUGGCCAGAGAAGAUCCAGAACCUGUAUUUGACUUGUCAGAUUGCAAUCUCCAUAAUGUUCCAACAGGAAUUUAUUCUCUGUGUAAAGUUUUUCUUAAACGAUCCUUAUUAUUACAAAAUAAUCGCCUUACAUCUUUAUCAGGAGGCGGUAACUUGAAGGAUUUAUACACAAUUGAGAUAUUAGACCUAAGUCAUAACAUGUUUGUUACCAUACCAGAAGAUAUUUCAUUAUUAAAGGAUUUGAAGGAAUUACAUCUUGGCUCAAAUAAAUUAAAACUGUUUCCUGAAAAGAUAUGUUCGUUGUGUAGUAAUUUACAAGUUCUGGACUUAUCAGAUAACCAUCUGAAAAGUUUACCUGAAAACAUGGGUGAUUUAUUAAAUUUGAGAAAAUUAAAUAUAAAUGGCAAUAAAUAUUUAAAAAAACUGCCAAAAGAUAUUUGUAGAGCUCAAAGAUUGACUAUCAUUGAACUAGAUCCCUUAAAUUUUGUUUAUCCACCUGACAGUAUUACUUCAGAAGGGACUGCAGCUAUUAUGAAAUACAUUUGUGAAGAUACAAACAGACCAUAUAUUUCACCAGAAGAUCUUGGAGAAAUUGUUAUAGAAAAUGUUGUAGAAACAAAAGGCGAUCAAACAGAUAAUUUUCAGGCAAAAAUAUGGAAGCUAGAACAUAUUAAGCAACAAAAGAUGCAAGAAUUUUUAGAAAUAGAACGUAAUAAUGAGUUGAUGCAAAGGCAAGAGCUGGAGUUAGCAAAUUCCAAUAAAGUUAACAGAGAAAAGUUAUUAGCUGACAUCACAUUACAGCAAAAUAAAUUUGAUUCUGAACUUAACAGAAUUCAUAGAUUAAAAGAAACAGAAAGAUUUCGCCUAAUAGAACAACUCCAAGAAGCCGAGGACAGCGCCGAUAAAGCUAUAAAACAACUAUUAUCGGUUUAUAAGGAACCUUAUGCACAACUAUUAGAACACGAAAAAAUGGAAGAACAACGUUUAUUUAAUACUGUAACAAAAUACGAGACCUUAAGAAAGGCAGAUAUUUUAGACGCAAUGGAAGAAAUCCUACAACAGGAAACGGAACAAUUUAUCAUGUUUAAUCAAAGCCGAAUUGAGACGUCGCGAAGCAUUUUAGAAACUGAAUUGGAGUCGGAUUCAAAAGUGUCUGAAAUUUUACAGAAUAGAGAUUUAUACAAGGCUGAAUUAUUAUCCAAAGUACGGGAAGAGAGCGACCUACAAAAAGCUGCUGUUGGUACCUUAUUGGAAAGAGGAGAUGCUAGAAGUUGGGGACUCUUGCAACAAGUUCGUUUGGUUGAGGCCCAAUUGGCUGCGUUAACCACUUUUGAAAUGGACAGAAGAAAAUUGUCAAUGGACGAAAAUUUGAAUGAUUUAGCGGAAAAGAGAAUUAAUCUGUCGAUUCUCUUAUUAGAUUUACUAGAAAAACAGAAACAGCGCAGAUCGGAACUGCUGCUGACGUUACAAAUAUUACAAGAACGUUAUGAAACAAACGAUGAUUUUUGGUUGCAUCAAUAUCAAAUUCUAUUAGACAAAUUGCCAGAUGGGCUGUCACAAGCACAAAAGAACAUUAAUCCAAUAUUAGGUCAAGCACUUGUCUUAAAUGGUGCAAUGCAUUGCUUACCAUUCCUUGCGAAAUUUACUCAAUGCCAAUAUGAUACUGAUAAUAUAACUGAAGAAGACUUGAAGAGAGCCGGAGUAACAAACGCUUACGAUAGACAAAAUAUAUUAAAUGCUUUCGUAACGUAUAGAAAGGAAAGAGAAUGCGUUAAUGAUUAUCCAACGCCAUCAGCACCUCAACUUCCACUGGAGGAAGCUAGUGCUCCUUUAUCGGAAAACGACUGCGUUCAUAAAGUAAACUCUGAGUGUGUUGUUUGUUUGGAUUUAGAGUGCAAUGUAAUAUUUUUUCCCUGUGGCCAUUUAUGCUGCUGUUCCUGCUGCUCUACGUCGUUAGAAGAAUGUCCAUUAUGCCGUUCACAAAUUGAAAGGAAGAUAAAAGUAAUAUCAUCAUAGAUAUUUUUUAUUUUAGGAAUUUAUAUUUAUUCGUAAUUUAAAAUAGUCAAAAACGAAUGAUUGUUUUAUAUUUAUUAUGGGAAAGUAAGUGACUAUUACAAUUACACUUUUAUACUAUAAAUAUUCUAUUAAAGCUAGAAUCAUCAUUUCAAGUAAAAACUAUUUCACAUUAGUUUAUCUGUGAUAUUUUUAUUAAUUAAAAACGAUAUUAGUUACUAACCAAGGUUAGUGUAGUAAGAAUACUAGGGUCACUUAUUUUGAUUCUAGCUUUCACAUUUGUUGUUAUUAUCCAUUAGUAAUAACUGACAAUGUAAUUAAUAAUGUUAUCACUGCGUUGGGCACAGAUUUUCACAAACGAAUACCACUUAUAAUAGAUUUAAAAAUUUUAUAAUUAUCACAAGUAUGACGAAUUCAUACAGAAGCAGAAUCUUGACUUUUUACACAAUAUGAGAAUUAUGUGAUUGUGAUGCAAUCAAUUAUUUUAAUGCCCUAUAAAUAAAGACUAUUUCCUGAUUUAAUUGAUUCAAAUACUCAUUUAAUAAGAUUGUUACAAAUAUGUUUAUUUCUCAUUUUACCCCCAUAGCGUCCUAAAAUAGCAUCUGCCAUGUUAAACAUCUCUAAAUGGUGCUGAAAUUAUUCUUUCUGUUACAAUUAUUGCACCAAGUCAAUAGCAAGAGUGGUGUGGCCUUAGUCUUAUAAAAUGCAAUUUUUAUCUUUAUAGCAGCCAUUUUUAGCAUUACAUUAUUAUACUCUUGUCUGUGUUUAAAUAAAACAAAUGUAUUAUUU
Aethina tumida (small hive beetle) is the source of this 2961-nucleotide messenger RNA. RefSeq names its product E3 ubiquitin-protein ligase LRSAM1. The transcript has 13 exons. Bases 109 to 2175 code for a protein of 688 amino acids. The record is from RefSeq and is a predicted model, not a curated record. Lineage: Eukaryota; Metazoa; Arthropoda; Insecta; Coleoptera; Nitidulidae. Gene Ontology annotation, molecular function: protein binding.